GGCGAAGCUCUUGCUGAGCGCGCCGCGAGUUGUUGAGUUCAUUUCGCUGGGCAGGGGAGGCGAUUUCCCCCCCCCCCUUUGUUGGUGUCUCUCCCGGGAGGGCGGCAGAGGCCGGCGAUGCCCGAGUUCCUGGCGGACCCGUCGGUGCUGACCAAGGAGAAGCUGAAGAGUGAGCUGAUCGCCAACAAUGUGAGCCUGCCGGGCGGCGAGCAGCGCAAGGACGUGUAUGUGCAGCUCUACCUGCAACACCUCACCGCCCGCAACGCGCCCGCCGCGCUCGCCCAGCCCGACUUCUCCAGCGACGAGGAGAGGGAGCCCACCCCGCUCGGCGCUAGAAGCAGAGGAGGAGCCGCCCCCGGCCGGAAAGCCACAAAGAAAACAGACAAGCCCAGGCUGGAGGAGAAAGAUGACCUAGAUGUAACAGAGCUCAGUAAUGAAGACCUUCAAGAGCAACUUGUAAAAUAUGGAGUGACCCCUGGUCCAAUUUUAGCUACUACAAGAAAGAUCUAUGAGAAGAAAUUGCAGAAACUGAAGGAACAGGGCCCAGAGUUGGGGUCAUCGACACCUCUACCAACAGUUUCUUCAUCAGCUGAGAACACCAAACAGAAUGGAAAUAAUGAUUCUGACCAGUACAGUGACAAUGAAGAAGAUCCCAAGGUAGAGUUCAGACUUGAGAAGAGAGAACCACUGAAAGCCAAGACAAAGACUCCGGUAACACUCAAACAAAGAAGAGUUGCUGAACAUAAUCAGAACUAUUCUCAAGAUGGAGUUACUGAGGCUAUCUGGACAAGUGGAUCGUCAAAAAGUGGACCUCUUCAGGCAGUUUCUAGGGAGUCUACAAGAGUAUCAAGAAGAACACCAAGGAAAAGGGUGGAAACUACAGCACAGUUGCCUGUAGAUGAUGCAGUAAUGUCAGAGGGUACUCCCAUAGCUGAAACUAUAGUGGCUUCAAGCAACGAGACCCUACAGGUUGUCAAUAGGGUGCCUGGAAAUUUCAAGCAUGCAGCUCCUACACUGUCAAUCAGUGAAUUCUCAGACUUGCCCAGAAGAACACCAAAGAAACCAUUGAUGACAGCUGAAGUGGUGGAGAAAACACUAGCAGAAGAACGAAGAGUAGAAAGAGAUAUUCUUAAGGAAAUGUUCCCAUAUGAAGUAUCAACACCUACAGGAAUUAGUGCUAGCUGCCGCAGACCAAUCAAAGGAGCUGCUGGCCGACCUAUAGAGCUCAGUGACUUCAGAAUGGAGGAAAGCUUUUCAUCUAAAUAUGUUUCAAAAUAUGUUCCUUUAGCAGAUGACAAACCAGAGAAACCAGUAACAAAAAAACGCUCCAUUCCCAUGUGGAUAAAGAUUCUGCUGUUUGUUGUUGUGUCAGUCUUCUUAUUUGUGGUUUAUCAAUCUAUGGAAACCAACCAAGGAAAUCCUUUUUCUAAAUAUCUUGGUGUCCCUGAGGCAAAGAUCCAAGCUGAUUGAUCAUCUCCUAUGGCACACCCAACUUGAUCUGUGUUUUUUUUAAUUGUAGAAAAAAAGAACUCUUCUUCCCUACUGUUGUCACAAGGACUGCUUACAACUGUGAUUGCAACUUGACAAAUUGAAUAACGAAGCAUAAAUAAACAAGACAGUAUAAAUGGACAUCAGUAACUUUUUCUGGACUAGUAGGAGAUAACUUUGUGCCAUAUGAGUAACAUUUUUUUAGAUCUCUGGGACUUUUUGUAGUCUUUAUUUUUUUAAUGUGGACAUCUUUAAAUUCAUUUUUGAGAAACUGUAUAUUGUUUUUGCAAACUUGGAAGCUGAGAAGGGCAAAAAUGUAGUAAAAUGUGAAGCUGUGUUUAAAUGCUUUGACUACGUACAGAAAAGAGGUUGUACUUUUUUUCUCUACUACACAAUGUGGGGGUAAGGAGGGAGGAGAUAUUAUUAACCUGACAAAGGGAAAUGCAUCCUUGGAUGCAUUUUAUUGUAACUGUUCAGCUGAAUUUGAUAUAUUGUAGCUUGUAGGGAAAGUCUGGCAAUAAACUCUUCUGUAAUACUGUAACUUUUUAGUAAAUGUAACUGUAACCCUGCUGUAUUCAUUUCUGUAAGGUCUAAGUAACUUUAGUAACUCCACUUAAGAAUAACAUCGUUUUUUAAUUGUAGCUCUUAAUUUUAGUGCUUAAUACUGUUGUAGGAACCUAAUAAUUACAGAUCUAAUUGGCAACAGAUCUGUCUUUAUAGAGGAACUUAUUUAUUAGUAAUCUGUGUGAAAAUAAAAUUUGCAUCAAAUAUAAUUUGCUACCAAAAUAUUCUUUUAAUCUGUUUUUUGUUUAUUGAAGGACUCAAAGUCUAAAGCACUGUGCUACAUCUUAAAUCUUUCACCAGCAUGAUUCAGACUGCAGAUAAAAUUACUGCAGGGCUAGGUUCUUCAAACAAAAUUUGUCAAGUCUUUCCCACGGCUUAAGAUGAUACUCCUUGCAGAUGUUCACGUAAAAAUGCGUUGCUUCUAUAAUCAUCUUGGAUACUCCCUAUAUCAUGAAGUUUCAUGUUUGAUGUGAAGAGGGCAUUGUUAUGCUUUGACUUAAUUUAGGUUAAAAUUACUCAUCUUGGAUUCAGUUGAUUAUUUUCUUUUUUCAGUGGAAAUGUCUAAACAUUCUCAAUUCCGUAACUUAGUUACAGGCAACAGAUUUUUCCACAACCAGUGAAGUCUGAAAUAAAAAUAGAAUAUAAAGUGAAUGUAUAAAAUUGGUGCACUUAAGUCUGCAACAUAUUGCAUAUUCUAUUCAAAAUUACAAUUGUAACCUUAUAAAAGUGGUACUUUUUUAAAAAAAAAAAAGCUUAGGAUAUAAAUUAAUAUAGUCGUAUCUUUUUUACUGUAACUAGAUACAAUGUAAUAAUAAUUAGUUCAUAGUUGCUCUUAUGGAAACUCUUACUUGCUAUGUACUUGAGGCAACUUUUACUUAUAUUUGGUAGCAAAGCAAUAGUUUUUUGUCUAAAAUAAAUGCUUUAAUUCUUUUAAUUUCUGUUUUUAAUCAAAUAGUAAAACUUGUGUUCAUCCUCUAGAAAAUUGUAAUGGAAAACAUUAAUUUUUUGGUGUCAAACUGUGGAAAAAUAAAGAUGUAAUGUGUACUUCAGUGCUUAUUUUCAUAAGAACUGAAAUCAAUUACUUUUAAUGUGCUGUCUUGUGGUAUUGCUAGAACGUAUUCUAUAUGAAGGGCUUUGCUUUUGCUUCUAAUCUAAAAUGUGUAGAAAUAUAUAACGUUCUAAAGUUCUCUGCCACUGAAGUAAAAAAUUUUAAACAUUCCCAAAAUAAAAUUUCACUGUGUAAUAAU
Molecule: messenger RNA, 3299 nt
Organism: Emys orbicularis (European pond turtle)
Lineage: Eukaryota; Metazoa; Chordata; Testudines; Emydidae
Gene: TMPO
Product: thymopoietin
Exons: 9
Coding region: 118-1470 (450 amino acids)
Molecular function (GO): DNA binding
Source: RefSeq, a predicted model, not a curated record